AGUACACAUUCAGCGUUUCAACGCAGUCCAUCCCUUUAAGUCGGGGAACACAACCAAGAUGAAGUGUUGGGCAUUCCUGGUAAUCCUAGGGUGCACAUUUGCUGUCCCGUCCCAUAGCGCCUCAGUUAGUCUCUCGCGCUCUAAAAGAUCCCACCAUGAACCAGAAGGUUACUGGAGCAAAAAACUGACGUGGAAGACCGAGUGGGUGAAAGCUUGGAAGACCGAGAAGAAACUGGUCUGGAAACCUGACUGGAAAAAGAUCCAGGUUCCCGCCUGGAAAGAGAUCCAGGUGCCGAUCUGGAAAGAGAUUCAGGUGCCGGACUGGAAGGUCGUGAGCAAGCCCAUCUGGAAGGAAAUCCAAGUUCCCGCCUGGAAGGAAAUUCAAGUACCGGACUGGAAGGAAAUUCAAGUUCCCGCCUGGAAGGAAAUUCAAGUACCGGACUGGAAGGAAAUUCAAGUGCCAGACUGGAAGGAAAUUCAGGUUCCGGCGUGGAAGCAAAUUUGGAAACCCAUCUGGGUGGAGACCCAAGUACCCGCGUGGAAGGAGAUCCAGGUCCCGGACUGGAAGCAAAUAUGGGUGCCGGAAUGGGUCAAGGUUGGGAUACCUGGAGAGCACUAUCUGGGCAAGGAUCACCACGGCAGCGAAUACACCGCACACGACUUGUGGAAGAAGAAACUCAUCUGGAAGCCUCAAUGGAAGAAGAUCUGGCGGACGGAGAAGAAGCAAAUUUGGGUGCCGUCGAAGAAAAUGGAGUGGAAGGCCGAAUGGAAGCAAAUCUGGAAGACGGAGAAAAAACAAAUCUGGAGAACCGAGAAAAAACAAAUCUGGAGAACAGAGAAAAAACAAAUCUGGAUCCCGAAGAAGGAGCAAAUAUGGAGGACGGAGAAAAAACAGAUAUGGAUUCCGAAAAAAGAAUUGGCAUGGAAACAAGAGAAAGUACAAAUCUGGAGAACAGAAAAGAUCCAGAAAUGGGUGACGGAGAAAAAACAAAUCUGGAAAGACGACUGGAAGCAAAUCUGGGUACCGAUAUGGAAAACCAGAGAAGUCCCAGUUUGGAAAAAGGUAUCCACCCCAGUCUGGGAGAAGGUGUGGGUGAAAGUACAUCACCACCAUGGCUGGGACUGAUUUAGAUAACGCUCAAAAAACCUUAAUGUUUCUGUAAAUAUUCUCUUUUCUUCCCUUUCUUUUCUUAGUACAAAUGUUUGUAUAUAACAGGUACGCCAGUGAGUUUCUUCCAUUAUUUUAUAAGCUUUUGUAUAAUUGUAUUAUUUGUUAUAUUUUUGUUGUAUUUUUAAGUAUCAAAAUAAAAAAAUUAAAUACCCA
Molecule: messenger RNA, 1324 nt
Organism: Brassicogethes aeneus
Lineage: Eukaryota; Metazoa; Arthropoda; Insecta; Coleoptera; Nitidulidae
Source: the annotation of a GenBank genome assembly